AAACAAUUUAGUUGUGCUAUUCGUGUGCUUUAUAUUGUGUUUUACAUUAAUCAAAUAUCAUUAUCAACAUUACAAUAUGGAGCGAGAAUCGGAUAUGUGUUCGUUUCAAUGCAAAAAGUGGACCCUGUUCACAUUUUGCCUGUUGGGUAUUAUCAGUACAUUAAUUAUUAUCAUCGCCGCCGCUGUUGUCCUCAGCAAUGCGGACAAAGACCCGACACAAUCAGAUGAAGAAUGGAAGCACAUGAAGAAAGUGACGAUAGCGGUGAUCGCAACGAUCGGUACGAUAGCGAUGUUGGUGGAAAUGCUGGGCCUUAUCGGUGCCAUUAAAGAGCACUACUGCCUAACGAUGACAUACGCUAUACUCAUGGCAUUGAUUACUCUGAGCAGUAUUGGCGGUGCCGUUAGGAUUGGCUCGUUUUGGUUCACUUUUGUGCUCAAUGUGUUGAUCACUGUUUUGGCCUUUUUGUUCGCCCGAGACUUACACUAUCGCCAACGCGUCCGCAACUAUAGCUAAACUCGGGUCAACCCCUCCUCCCAUAAGCCCUAACAACUCACUUAUUAUGCUCCUUUUUACCGUUUACCUAGAUCAUGUAUGUUAGUGGUAUCUGGUAUUUGAGCAGAGUAUUUAAUGUGUACUACCAUG
Messenger RNA from Medioppia subpectinata, 643 nucleotides. The record is from the annotation of a GenBank genome assembly. Lineage: Eukaryota; Metazoa; Arthropoda; Arachnida; Sarcoptiformes; Oppiidae.